AUGGAAACGGAAACAAGUCAGACCAACAAUAUCAGUUCCAUACAAAUACUGAGAGACUCCUCUGUGUCCGACUGGACUCACCCAACCACCCCCCUACCACCCAUCCCAACCACCCCGACCACCCCCCUACCACCUCACCCAUCCCAUAACCACCCAUCCACCCACCCACCACCCCGACUACCUCGCCCAUCCCAACCACCUCACCCAUCCCAACCACCACACCCAUCCCAACCACCUCACCCAUCCCAACCACCUCACCCAUCCCAACCACCUCACCCACCUCACCCACCUCACCCACCCACCACCCUGACCACCUCACCCAUCCCAACCACCCACCAUCCCAACCACCUCACCCAUCCCAACCAUCCCGACCACCUCACCCAUCCCAACCACCCACCAUUCCAACCACCUCACCCAUCCCAACCACCUCACCCACCACCCCGACCACCUCACCCAUCUCAACCACCCACCAUCCCAACCACCUCACCCCAACCACCUCACCCAUCCCAACCACCCCACCCACCUCACCCACCAUCCCAACCACCCCGACCACCCCCCUACCACCUCACCCAUCCCAACCACACCACCCACCAUCCCAACCACACCAUCCCAACCACCCCACCCACCACCUCAUCCACAACCCCAACCAGCCCAUAUACCUCACCCAUCCUUACCACCCCACAACCCCAACCACCACCCCAUUCCAUAUACCUCACCCAUCCCAACCCACCACCUCACCCAUCCCAACCACCUCACCCACCCCAACCACCUCACCCCAACCACCUCACCCAUCCCAACCACCCCACCCACCUCACCCACCAUCCCAACCACCCCCUACCACCUCACCCAUCCAAACCACACCACCCACCAUCCCAACCACCACCUCAUCCACAACCCCAACCACCCCAUAUACCUCACCCAUCCUUACCACCCCACAACCCCAACCACCACCCCAUUCCAUAUACCUCACCCAUCCCAACCACAACCACCUUACCCACCACCCAACCACCUCACCCAUCCCAACCACCUCACCCAUCCCAUAUACCUCACCCAUCCCAACCACAACCACCUCACCCACCACCCAACCCAUCCCAUAUACCUCACCCAUCCCAACCACCUCACCCACCUCACCCAUCCCAACCAUCUCACCUAUCCCAUAUACCUCACCCAUCCCAACCACCUCACCCACCACCCAACCACCUCAUCCAUCCCAACCACCUCACCCAUCCCAUAUACCUCACCCAUCCCAACCACCUCACCCACCUCACCCAUCCCAACCCUCUCACCUAUCCCAUAUACCUCACCCAUCCCAACCACAACCACCUCACCCACCACCCAACCACCUCACCCAUCCCAACCACCUCACCCAUCCCAACCACAACCACCUCACCCACCACCCAACCACCUCACCCAUCCCAACCACCUCACCCAUCCCAUAUACCUCACCCAUCCCAACCACCCCAACCACCUCACCCACCAAAUCCAACACAAACCAUCACCUCCAUCCCCUCACCCACCCCUCCCAUUACCUCCACCCACCAAUCACGAUCAGGCAUCGGGCUUGAAGACCAGUAG
This is a messenger RNA of Rana temporaria (common frog), 1575 nucleotides long. RefSeq names its product leucine-rich repeat extensin-like protein 5. Lineage: Eukaryota; Metazoa; Chordata; Amphibia; Anura; Ranidae. The record is from RefSeq and is a predicted model, not a curated record. Bases 1 to 1575 code for a protein of 524 amino acids. The transcript has a single exon.